AUGCCCACCCAAGGCCUCCGCACCUUCGAGGACGAAUUCCUCACCGAGAACACCGAGGGCUUGCACCCGGGUGAACAGGAAGUCUCCAACUACAUGCGCAUCGUGCAGCCUCCAGCUGAGCAUGGGACUCACUACACCGGACAGGGUCGAUACCGGCCUGGGUUUCAUACGCCUGAGGGGGCGAAGUCGGGGUAUGAUGCCAGCUCGGAGUCAAGCGGUGAUGAGGCCGAGGACUGGGCGAAGAGGCCGUCGGAUCUGCUGAGGGCGUUGAGGCAUGGAUAG
Molecule: messenger RNA, 282 nt
Organism: Aspergillus mulundensis
Lineage: Eukaryota; Fungi; Ascomycota; Eurotiomycetes; Eurotiales; Aspergillaceae
Exons: 2
Coding region: 1-282 (93 amino acids)
Source: RefSeq, a predicted model, not a curated record